CAAAGAGACGGGGAAGAGGAAUGUUGAGAGAAGGCUGGUUUUGUGUACACACACGCACUCACAAGAGUGCACUGCCAACGCGUGGCUUUUGUUACUUGCAAGGAGUUGUGUGCAAAGACCCUACAGCAAGCUAUAUGAUCUUUGGUUGUGUGUGUGAGAGGUGGCGAGUUCCGCUCAUUGUGUUGGGUUUUGCAAAGACCAUCGAGCAUUGUCGUGGAACUCGCCACAUCUUGCAGACAGCAGGGGUGGCGACGGGCUAAUCGCACCCCACCGCGUCUGAGCAGGAGAAGGGGCCGCUUUCCCCUCCCUCUUCCCAUCCACCGUCGUCGGCCCCCGGUAGUGCUCCACGCCUGGCUUCCACGAAAUGUAACCUUCUGCUGAAAUUGCAACCUACUCGCUGGAGAGCCACCACACAGACGGUUAAGCCGCUGCCUUGGUACCCGCUACACACCGAGUCAGGAGUGAAACCUUGCCGAGGAUGACGCGCAGUAGUCGUGUGAAUUGGAAGGAGAUUCCUGCCUGCUCUCCAGUUCUCUAAUUUAACCCUCUCCCUAUAUACCUUUCCAGGUCAAAAACCGAUUCUCCGCCUCCUUCCCCAACCUCACUCCGCUUGGCAGCAAUCCGUACAAAGAAGGAAAGCAUCUAAUCUGACAACGCCACAUUUCGGGAAACUCUUUGGGUAGUCUGAAAUAUUAAAUGACUCUUUGAGGAGGUGGUGUCACCGGAUCGGGCAGCGAUGACUGAGGUGGAACCUGUGCUGGACUUUGCCACGUCGGGGCGGACGGGCCGAAGGAACGCUUUGCCUGACAUCCUGGGCUCGCCAGCAGGGGUCAGUCCGUCAGAACUUCCCAUGAAACUGGCAGAGUUAUCCAUCAAUGCAGAAGGAGCAGAGGGAAGUCAGACACCAUCGACAGAGGUGCCGCCCGAAUCAGCAGAGAGUCCGGAGCUGAAAGAUGCGUCAUAACAUGCUGGAAAGAGACGUUUACACUAAAGACAAAGUGUUAAUAAAGCUUUAAAUGAGUGAGCUGAAUGCUGUCAGGAUUCCUUGAAGCUACAUGCCAAGUUCAUCUGUGAGGACAACGCAGCAGUGGGUGGCAACAAUGUACAGAACUGAACAAAAUAAAUAAUUCAAUGGUACAUCUUGGAAAGGAAGCUGGAAGAUGAUCAAGAGGGAAAUGAAGUCAAGAACUUAAUCUUCAAGCCGAACUUUUAAAGAACUGUCACUUGGAUUAAGGCCCAGGGAGUAAUUGGCAAAUGGUGUUUCAAUUUAAUUGCUACCUGUCAGUCACUUAGUGCUCCAGAGAUUUUUUUUUUCACUUCUCGGUGUAAAUCCUUGCAAAUCUGUCAAAGCAGUAAAGAUAUGCACACAACUACUGCGACGUGUAUGAACACCUGGUUUUCAAAUCAUUCAAUCCAAUGUAUGUAGCUUUUUCAGAGUAAGCUGUGAAAACAAAUCCUUUAAAAUAAUUUUCAUCCGAUGUCAAAGAAAAAUCCAUUUUGUAUGCCUGUACCUGAGGUAGCUUGAACAUUUUCUGAAGUGUUCUGUUUUCGAGCUAUUGUGGAGCAAAAUGUUACUCGUGUGAAUGUCUUCUAUCAGCUGUUGCGAAGAAAAACCAUCCAGAUCGAAAUCAAUACCUAAUUUUGCCCCUUCUGCAAAUGUUGUUAUUUGUUAACUAAAUACUGCAGUGUACAGGGGGGUCUCUGGGUUACGAAUGCCCUGACUUACGAACAAUCCGACCUUGCGCAUAUUCUCCCAUACAUUUCUAAAGCACAUAAAGCUAGCAACAAGAAAAAAAUAAAACAUUUCAUGAUAUUCUUUGCUGACUGGAUAUUGUCUAUCUAUUCGAUUAGUUUAAUGAUGGGUAACGUCAGGCUGAUUACUCAAUGACAUUGAGGAAUGAGAGCAACAAUGUAGAUAGCUGUAGAGAAUGGGACGUUACUGAAGAAGUUUACAGUUUCAAGAGAACAGUUCUCAGGAAAGGAGCCCGUGCGAAUCCCAGGCACUGCCUGAAUUUAACUCAUUCAUCCACUAUCCAUUUCUUAAGUCUCUAUGCCAUCACACCACCUUAUUCCUAAACAGCUCUGCUUUCCUUGAACGAUGAUUAAAACCAUUUUCCUGCUCAGUUUCUUUGAUCCAAUAGUUCGUUCGAAGCUUGUAACACAAUGGAAAUAUUAGCAGCGAUGUUAGUAUUCAAAAUCAGUGGCAAAUUAUUGAUUCGGACACGUGAGCUUUGUUUAUUUGUACGAGAAAAAUAUAUUAAAGUUGGUUUAAUAUCAAAAUCAUAAUGUAUGAAUCUUGUUUGAGCUGAGAGUUAUACUCCAACAGAGUGUUUUAUUGGCAGUGAUAGAUUUAAUUAAACCUUAAUUGUACGUAAUUCACUUGCCUCUAACAGUUGUCAAUCUGCUAAGAAUUACUUUGAAACUGUGCAGCUUCACAAAUACAGUGAACUGCGCUAAAACUCACUCAUCCGAUUUAACAUUGCAGAAUUUUCGGACAUUUUAUGAAGCAAGCUGGAACAGAAAGCGUCAUGAUAUUUAGUUGCAAAUAUCAAAACAGUAACAUGUAAGGGAAGUAUCCUAACCAAGUAUAUCCAGAAUAAGCAAAAUACAAAGUGUUGGAGGUAUACAACAUGCUUGCUAACGUCUACUGAGGGGGAUAGUUUUGGGUUGGGACCCUUCUUCAGUCUGAAAUGCCAUCUACCCAUUCCCUUCCACAGAUACUGCCAGAUCUGCAGAGUUCCUGCAGCAGAUAGACACAACAUACUGGAGUAACUCAGCGGGUCAGGCAGCAUCUCUAGAGAAAAGGAAUUGUUGACGUUUUGGGUCGGAAUCCUUCUUCAGACGGUUCCGAUCCGAAACAUCACCUAUCCCUUUUCUCCAUAGGUACUGCCUGACCCGCUGAGUUACUCCAGCAUUUUGUGUCUAUCUUUGGUGUAAACCAACAACUGUCCUUCCUACACAAGUUCCUCCAUCACUUUGUUUAUUGCUCAAGUUCCCAGCAUAUGCAAUUUCUUGUGUCUCCAUAUUAAUGUCUUGCAUAUAUUGUAAUGGAAGUUUUGAACUUGUAUCAAAUUAUUAAAGGAUCUUUGCUUUGUUAUACCUAAGAGGAGUAAUGCCUUAAAAUAGGCAAACACUUCUUUGUAUUGGAGAUUUAAUUGUGGAUGUAAAUGUAAUACUUUAUGGAUGAUGUGAAGAGAAUAUAAUCAUUCUGCUCACACAAAGUAGUUUGCGCUACAUAGUCAUUGCCUUCCACAACAUCAUCUCUGUACAAUGUGAAUUGAGUAGGUUAUGCCUAUCAUAAUGAGACCUGAUAGGGUAACACAGUCUGUCUUAAGUACCGCCAAUGCUUCUGUGUAAUUGAAUUAAUAUUUUUUUUAGUGUACAAACUGUAAAUUAAUUUUAAAACAGCAUAUAACUUCAAUUAUGACACCGGAUUGAUGCUGUGAUAUGUUGUACAAGGCAUAUCUGGACUGUUGUGAUUUUGUACGCAAAAGUGAGUGAGUGGGAAUAUUUAAAUUGUUUAAAAGGUAUAAGCGCAGCAUAUUUACACAAAGCAACGUUGAACUUGCAAGUACGUUCAUGUUGGAAUUUACUGAAUCUGUAUUUAUAUUCAUUGUAAAUGUACUUUCAAGGUUCACAGGCUUGCCAA
Leucoraja erinaceus (little skate) is the source of this 3649-nucleotide messenger RNA. It is a transcript of the gene pkib, whose product is annotated as protein kinase (cAMP-dependent, catalytic) inhibitor beta. Gene Ontology annotation, cellular component: nucleus; cytoplasm. The coding region runs from base 737 to 964 and encodes 75 amino acids. Lineage: Eukaryota; Metazoa; Chordata; Chondrichthyes; Rajiformes; Rajidae. The transcript is spliced from 4 exons. Gene Ontology annotation, biological process: negative regulation of cAMP-dependent protein kinase activity. The record is from RefSeq and is a predicted model, not a curated record. Gene Ontology annotation, molecular function: cAMP-dependent protein kinase inhibitor activity.